AGGAACGCAGAGGUGGGAAAUAUUUUAUGGUGCUUGGGUUCUAGCCAUGAAAUUGAUAAUUUUAUGAGGCAGUCAGAAGCGUCACUAUCUGCUUUAUUGUAAAUGACAUUAAAUUGUGGCUCAACUUGGAUGUUUCUGAUGUUGGCAUCAAUUGAAGGGUGUGCUGCUAUGUAAGACGGAGACAGAUCUACCCGACGCAAGAGAGGUUGGAAGAAAGCAAGAAAUGAAAGUGCUGGGCUGUGUAACAAGUAAAGUGCUCGCAGCAGGGCUAGAACAAGAUUGUGUGGGGCAAGAGAAAGACGAGUACCUUACAGAAUCUGCAGUUGUAGGGCGCCUUCCAUUCUCCGACAGUACCAACACCUUGUUUUUUUGCGCAGAGAACAUGAAGGGCUCCAGUUUAUCUGUUGAUAUCCAUAAUCAGUCAGAGAACCAUGGAAAAGAAAAUGCCCCAUUUAAAAAUAUGUGUGAAGAGCCGGCCUCUCCAAAACCUACACUGAGAUUAAAUUUGGACAAGCAUAAAAAAGAUGCUGCAGAGGAUGUGGACAACAACAAUGUGCCAGGCUCACCCGAACCAUCGGCCCCUCUAACUCCCACGGCUAAUCUUAAAAUGUUGAUCAGUGCUGUAAGUCCAGAGAUUAGAAACAGGGAUAAACAGACAAAACGAAAAGAACUCUUUAAAACAGUGGAAGAUGAGUUAGAAGAAAGAGCAGAAGAAAAACCAGAACAAGCCGAUGACCAAGAUGAUCUUAUGUCAUCCCAGGAAAGUGAAAAGGGAACUGGAUCACGGAAAGAGAAAUCCUUAGGACUUUUGUGUCAAAGAUUUUUGUCAAGGUUCCCAGAAUACCCUGCCCCCGGUGAAAAUAUUGAUAUCUGCUUAGACGAAGUGGCCAAAGAUUUGCGUGUGGAACGCAGAAGAAUUUAUGACAUUGUCAAUGUUUUAGAAAGUGUUGAAAUGGUCAGUAGGUUGGCCAAAAACAAAUACACUUGGCAUGGGAAAACUAAUUUACAUAAUACACUUUCAAAGCUCAAGGUGUUAGGAGAUGCUGAGGGCUUUGUUGAGCAAAUGGAGCAGUUGAGAGUGUAUGAAGUGAAUAAAGAGAUGAAGCGACCAUGUUCUAAAUCUGAGACAGAAGAUAUGCUCUCUUUUAAAAGUUAUGUAAGGAAAGACAAGUCACUAGGAAUCAUGAGUCAGCGGUUCCUCAUGUUGUUUUUAGUAUCCAAGCCCAGAACUGUGAAUUUGGAUUUGUCUGCCAAACUUCUAAUAGGUGACCCAAACAUUGACAGAACAGAGAACGCCAAGUUUAAAACCAAAAUUCGUCGACUCUAUGACAUAGCGAACAUUCUCACCAGCUUAGACCUCAUCCGCAAAGUACAUGUCACUGAGAUUCGGGGACGGAAGCCAGCUUUUAAGUACAUAGGACCUGAUGUGGACAAUUUGACAGAAAUGGAUGUAUGUUCCACUGACGGUCGACAUAGGCCCAAUUCUCGACACUCUAUGCUGCACUGUGUUCAGAGCAAAGGUGAGAAUCCAGCAGUCCUAAACAUAAUGAACUCCUACAGACCUCUGCGCCCAACAGAUUACUCGACUCGUGAAUCAGACAGCACCCUUCUGAGAGUUAUUCCAGAUGGGAAAAAUAAAAUAGCUAUUCUGAAGAAGGAAGGCAAAAAGCCAUUUUCCAGACACCACUCUUUCGAUCAGAUUUGUCAAGUUGCUGAGAAGGAAAGGAUUAAAUUAUUCUCCAAUUCUCAGCCAUCUAGUCCAGUGAAAGAAUUGAAUUUCGAAGAUGUAGAUACCAAUCUUGCACCAAAGUCACAGUCCCCAGCAAUCAAAAACAUCCCCCAUGGCAUGCUCAAGGGACAAAACCAUGUGAUCUUCAUGCAGGGGAAACAACAGGUUCAUAUCAUACCUAACGUAUCAGCUGCUGAGGGUAUGGCUAGUAAACAAGAGAGCGGGGAAGAGAAGACAGUCACAGAAAGUUCCCAGUCCUUGCCAGUCAGCACAAUGAUGAAAUCCUCCACUACUGUAUUACACCUGACUAGGAACCAGAUUGAUGCUGUCCUGCGCUCCCUCAAGGUGCCAGUCCCUGUGUCGGGGGAUUCCAAAACUGAUGCUUCCACUCAGUCAUCCCCUGCGCUCAGCACUGCUACAUCCACCACCACCAUAGUAAACCCCAGCCCAGAGGAGCUGAGGAAGCUGUGUGGAUCUCCAGAGUGUACCCUGCAGAAGUCCAGUGAGACCACACCCAUUAAUGCUCAAGGCACUGGUGGACCAUGCCCCCAGAAGAAUGAUUUAUUGCACCACAAAACACCAUCAGAAAGUCGCACCACAGCCAGGGCGGUUAAGCCAAUCCGCAGGGCAAAUUCAGAUCCAGGGGAGACUACUCCGCAUUCUCCAGUGGAAUCCAGUGAUGCAGAGGUGGCCAGAAUUUCCCACCAAGGAAUCAAAAGGCGGAUCUCUGAGGGUCAGAAAGUUCCACUAAGGGCUCUUCAUCUGCAGACAGAGUUCAGAGAAUCACCUCCCUUAGCCAAGCUUCCCAAACUGUCCCCUGAUGUCAUUACCAAAGAUAUAGCAGCAGAUUUAGAUCUAGCAUCUCCCUUACCCGAAGAGGACCAGUCAAAGAAACCAACGUUCCCUUCACAAGAAUCGUUUGUGUCAACGCCAUCCUCAUUCUCUCCAGCAGACAGCUCACAUCAGCAGACAGCUCCUCUUGUCAGCCCAAGGGUCUCCGUGCAGUUCCCAAAUUCUGCUAAAACCACAAUAAUGCAACUGCCAGUCACCUCCAGUCCAUCUGUCAAACCUUGCACCCCCAUCACCAUCCCACAGAACGCCACAGUUAUCCCCAUCGCCACCCUCCCACCCCAGUUCGCUCACCCCGUGUCUCUGCUCCACGGAGUGCAGGUCACACAGAAUGGUCAGAUUAAUGGCCAUCCAGUGAAUGUUGUCGUACCCAUCACCUUCACACCACCCCCACACUCCGAACGCUGAAGGCAAAUUCCAACCUACAGUGUUGCUUUUCCCACUGUCUCUCCAGCUAACAUCACUACUUUCAGUACACUGCAGCAUGGGAAGAUAGGAGGAACAUCAGCUAAGUCACUGAUCAAAAACCACUCCCAUUAACUCCAUCAGCAGUGCCAUAAUCACCCCUGGGACCACACCUGGCAGCUCUCAGCCAAUAAAAGUUGUAUCGAGCAAACAUCUUGCGACACCAACUUCAGUAUUUGGCAGCACCCCAAAAGCAGCUGUUCGAAACCUGUCAUCACAGUUGAAAAGCCCAGAAGGGCCUAUACUGAACAAAGGAACCAAAUCAGCUAGUGCCACCAAAUCUUCAGAAUGCGUGUCAACAACAGCAAGGCGUUUGGACAUGCCUAAAGUGUAAAAGUUUUCCUUGUAAUACAAGGACUAUGUACAUGUACAUAGAAUUGUCUUCAGAGAAUAGUAUUUUAUGCAGCAUGAAAAUUUUGAAUUUUAAAAUUUUUGAAUAUCCACAAACUACCUGGAGUAAUAUAUUAUUUUCUAGCCACAGGGUGCUGCUAAUAAUCUAUGCUCAAAGGGAUAGUUUGAUUGUGCUUAAAUACUAGUGCUUUAAAAGCCAUCAAAGUUACUAGAAACCAACAAGAAGUACUAUUAACUUAUUACAUUUUCUCUGGAACUACCAAUGCAUGAUAUGGAGGAAUUUCCAAACAAUUUGUAUACUGACUUUAACAUGGCACUAAAUAUUUCUCAGAAAUUGAGAACUUAUUCAAAACUGGUAUUCAGUGUUCGAGCAGGUCAUAUCAUUACAUAAUAUAUUUGUCAUGUUGACUUUGAACAUGUUGUUAGACAUUUGUUAAUGUACAAAUUGAAAAAUUAUCUUGUUCCAAAGUCAUAAAUAUGAAAAUGGAUAGUAGAAAUGUUGA
Liolophura sinensis is the source of this 3897-nucleotide messenger RNA. Its product is annotated as transcription factor E2F8-like. Gene Ontology annotation, molecular function: DNA-binding transcription factor activity, RNA polymerase II-specific; RNA polymerase II cis-regulatory region sequence-specific DNA binding. Gene Ontology annotation, cellular component: RNA polymerase II transcription regulator complex. Lineage: Eukaryota; Metazoa; Mollusca; Polyplacophora; Chitonida; Chitonidae. Gene Ontology annotation, biological process: regulation of transcription by RNA polymerase II. Bases 224 to 2986 code for a protein of 920 amino acids. The record is from RefSeq and is a predicted model, not a curated record. The transcript has 12 exons.